Molecule: messenger RNA, 2580 nt
Organism: Symbiodinium necroappetens
Lineage: Eukaryota; Dinophyceae; Suessiales; Symbiodiniaceae
Source: the annotation of a GenBank genome assembly
AUGAGGAGUAAUCCGGGAAAUCAGGAGGACGGCACACUGGCCCGGAAAUCCAAACGAAAUUUGAAGCACGUGCAAGUCAUGAUCCGUGCCAUCAAUUCCAACUUCAAGAGCUGCACUGGCAGUGAUCUAUCCUUCUUCGUUCCCACUGAGCGCCUGGAGUACAGAGUUGGCACCAUGCAGUUGGAGCCUCCUUCCGCAAAGAUGCGGAAACGCUUUGUCGCGGGCCGGCCAAGCUGUGACGACGCUGAAGGCAACAAUCCUAUCGGCGUGUGCACACGGUUUCAAGGUGGAGCCACGUGGCUCUCCAAGCAGGGCAUGGCAGAGCGGUUUGUGCAAAAGUAUCAGUACGACGAAGAGAAGCUGACAGAGAUGGCCGAGCUCAUGCGCUCCGAUUUGGGCUGUGAAGUGCCAGCCGAAGCCGUUCCAGGCAGCAUCCAAGAAUGGGCAACAAUGGUCCGCGGGAAAGGCUGGUUUGGGCUCACGGAGCGGUGCCUCAGCCUAGCUCGUGAGUGGACAAUCACGUCCGAAAUCCUCUUUGAACUCGCCGCAGAGCAGCGUGAUGAGGAUGAAGAGCUGCAGGAGCUCGCUGAGGAAGCAGAUGCAGCUGCAGACGUGGAUGACCCGACCAACCGCCAAGAAUUCCAAGAAUGGCGGAAGAAGUUCAGCAACAAUGUUCAACUUUGCGCGCAUCUCUAUCGAGAUAGGGGCUUGCAGCAGAGAAUCCGCAUGAUCGCCUUGGCGACGGAGUUUGUCUCCAAGGAGUACCAGAAAAACUUGCAAGCCCAAAAGCAGGGCCAGGCUGCACAGCUGACGUGGAGCGCGGCUAGGGUCACGGGGUCCUGGUACUGGACGCUGCACUCCACGUUGCGCAUGAUGCACGAUGCUCGGUUUCUGGCCGAGCUUGGGAUUUCUUCUUCCACGGGCGGCGGAGAGCCUGCUUCGUGGGAUGAGCCUUGGGUGCUAGAGGAGGCAGCCUUCCUGGAGGAGGUGUGGCGGCGGCUUCUGGUGGAGCUGGCAAGUGCUAGGACGUGGUCCCAAUGCCAGUAUUCACUUUGUCUUCCGUUUGCCUUCGCAUGUGUGUACGGGUCGGGUGAAACACGUGAAAGCGGGAUGCAGCAUAUUCGAAGCCUGGAUGUUGGCUUGGCCACAGCCCAUCGAAUCAUCGAGGAACACCCGCAAUCGCCUCUCGCGAAAGAGAUCCGAUCCCUUCUGGAAGAUUGCUGGUGGUGGCGGUCGCAGCUCAGCUUAGAGAUGCUCGAGACAGCCAGGCAGUGCAGGUACGAUGGCUCGCACCGAGAGGCGAAAAUCCUCGCAAUGUCUGCCUUCGGUGGACCCGCCAACUCCAAGCUGACGGCAGAGGAUGUCUUUGCUCAUCUCCAACACCUGGCAUUGCGUUCUCAGAAAGGAAUGUUGCGGAUGAGCAAGUGGACUAAAUUUUUGUACGCGACCACCUGCCGGAGCGCCAACAACAAUGGAUACCAGCAGGUGAGAUGCUCUCCGGAGGACUACGGACAAUCGGUGUUGCGUAAAGCUGAUCGUGCUGGCCUUUACUUUUCGCCCUCGCAACAAGUUCCGGAAUGUCUGGAGCUGAACAGUUUGGAGCAGGUGAAAGAGAAGUGGGGGACAACGGGAACGAUUGCCGAUAUGAGAAUGACUGCAGCGAGCGCAACUUUGGCAAUGUGCCACUCUGACGACUUUGCUCGGUUGCCUGACUUGUGGACAGGAGUGUUCCUGGCAAAGGGCCUGGUGAUCCUUGACGAGGAUGAGAGCUCCGCCUGCCUUUGCUUGGGCUUUCGGCGCUGGGCGGCACAGUCCGUGCCUUUGGACAUGCGCAAGGCUGAGAACGGGAAGUGGCACUUCGUUGUGCCACUGCCGCUCUCACAGGAGAAGGUGCAGCGCCCACACUGGAUUUUCCAUGACAGUGCCGAUGCAGACAAUGCGACACGGAAAGCGUGCGCCGUGCGAAUCCUACACCCGGCAUGCCUUCCUACACAUGCACGGGCAGACACAUGCGUGCUGGAACAGAGUAGUGAGGUGGAGCCGCUGGUGCGAGCGGCUUUGAGGGCGGGCGCGGUGAUGCUGGACGUCACCACUUUGAAAAAGGUCUCUGUGAUCAACAAAGCAGAGACACCCACAGGUACAGGACCUGUGGGCAAGAAUGGCAAAAGAAGUAUUCGGAAGGGAGACAGAGUGAGGGCUUUGCUCAAGAAACUGUUCCCCACCGUCGAAGAGGAGAGCCCGGAAUACCUGCAGAUGUGGCAAGGCCUGAUGGGCAAGAAGGCGGUGGUGACGGAAGAGUGUGCAGAUGAGAUUCUGGCCGGAGUCAAAGCCCUCGAUCCUGAGAAUCAAGAGAAAUUCGCAGGUUUGAAGACCAUGGCGGAGAAAUGUAAGUUGGAUAAACAUGUCCGACAAGCUGUUGCAGCUGGCCGAGGCAGCAGAUAUGCCAAAUGGGGAGGCGUUCAGCGAAAUUUAUCCGAAAAUGAAGCGCUGCACGAAGUUGUCACAAAGGUAUGGCCCAGCCGCGAAGCUGUGGACUUAGCGGUUACUCGGAUACGCAACGAGCCCUUGCAUCCAGAGGAU